AUGUGCGCGAUACAAAUAGUAAGAGUUCCAGUCAGACGCGCGCAACCGUCCAUCCACCCUCCCCAGCCCCAAGCAGGUCGUUCUUGUCCAGGCACAAGUCGCCCUUGUCCUCUAAAUCGCGCAACUACACCGAGUUCUACAUCCCCCUCCGACGACCCUCCACCGCAACAGUACGCCCCCGGAGACAUCAUCAGUGGAUCGGCCCCUCCAACUGAAGUCACCAAGCCAUUGAGGAUUACACAUUUGGUAGUCUCGUUGCAUGGGUAUGCCCAGGUCUUUAAGAACCCUAAUGCGCCCGGCGAUGCAUACAAAAACUACUGCACCACCGUUGGAUCCGGUAAGGGCAAAAGAGCAGGCAGCUAUUAUGGCAACGGCUUUGUAUCACUUUUCGAGGACGAGGUAGUCCUAUGUGGCGAGGGGAGGUUGUCCGAAGGCGUAUAUCACUUCAAUUUCGAACUCGAGUUUCCCUCAAAAGGCCUACCAAGCAGCAUCGACACUCCACAGGGACUUGAACCACCACGAACAGCACAAGGCUCGGAUCCAAAUGGUACUACAGAAGAAGCAGAAUGUCCGCGCAGCCCAUCACCGAGUGACGUGAGCUACGAGAGCCAGAUGAGCAGUGGUGGCGCCUCGGGAACCGAGUAUGGCGUUCGUUCAAUCCAUACUGCAACAGACGGGAUGACCAAAUCGGACGGAAGCCGGACACCAGCGAAAGGAAAGACGAUAACAGCGACCAUAGAUGUUCUCAAAGGGGGCUUCCUCCGAGGUGACCAAAUACCUAUCAAGGUGACUGUGAACCACACCAAGCAUGUCAGAAGCUUGAAUGGCAUCGUCGUGACGUUGUACCGUCAAGCCAGGGUAGAUAUGCACCCGGCUUUGCCAGUCGCGCCAAACAGUAAGGGUGACAAGAAGAAGACCGAAGAUUAUUACCCGAAAUCUCGCACAGGCCUCGGCGGACUUUCUCUGUCAUCUGCGGGAUCAAGUCAUCUAUUCCGGAAGGAUCUGUCACAAUCGUUUGCACCACUUUUCGUCGACCCAAGGACGCUUACUGCCGAGGUAAAAUGCGCUGUGCGAGUGCCAGACGAGGCGUUUCCUACGAUCUCAAACGUGCCUGGUGCCAUGAUAUCGUUCAAGUACUACAUCGAAGUGGUCGUGGAUAUUCAGGGUAAAUUGACGGGACUAGAUCGCAUGGUUGCUAAUGCUGGUCUUGUGAACGUUCCCUCAGGAGGUGCUAGCUUGGGACGCGAGGACGCUUCAAGUAACAUGUUCUCGACCUACGGUGGCAACUUUGUUGACACGGAUCAGAUUCGGCGCGAAAAGGGGGUCAUCUCAUCUCUUUUCGAAGUCAUUAUUGGUACCAAGGACAGUGAUCGAAAUGGCAAGCGCAAGCAAACCCGGGUUCCUGACGUCGCAGAACUUAUCCACAACAUUUCGAAUGAGCCGAACAGCGAGCCGAUUGUCGCAGAGGGCUAUCAUCAGGAAUAUUAUGACUAUGACGAGAACGGGCAGUACUACGAUUACGACUACAAUUACGACCCUGCAUAUUAUGAAGUCCCUGGAUACGAACAACACAGUCAGCGUGGAGAGUCCUCAUAUCAUGCACCCCCACAAGUUCCGGAUGAUGACCAAGGACUUUCAGAAAAAGAACUCUCCAUCGUCAGUUUCCGCUCCAGCGCCAAACUAUGA
Parastagonospora nodorum SN15 is the source of this 1686-nucleotide messenger RNA. RefSeq lists its product as hypothetical. Gene Ontology annotation, cellular component: plasma membrane; cytoplasm; cytosol. The transcript has 3 exons. The record is from RefSeq and is a predicted model, not a curated record. Gene Ontology annotation, biological process: ubiquitin-dependent endocytosis. The coding region runs from base 1 to 1686 and encodes 561 amino acids. Lineage: Eukaryota; Fungi; Ascomycota; Dothideomycetes; Pleosporales; Phaeosphaeriaceae. Gene Ontology annotation, molecular function: protein-macromolecule adaptor activity; ubiquitin protein ligase binding.